Magallana angulata is the source of this 2093-nucleotide messenger RNA. Its product is annotated as chloride channel CLIC-like protein 1. The transcript is spliced from 8 exons. Bases 291 to 1985 code for a protein of 564 amino acids. Gene Ontology annotation, cellular component: endoplasmic reticulum; membrane. NCBI's taxonomy places the organism in Eukaryota, Metazoa, Mollusca, Bivalvia, Ostreida, Ostreidae. Gene Ontology annotation, molecular function: chloride channel activity. The record is from RefSeq and is a predicted model, not a curated record.
AUUUCUAAGAGUACCCAUUCCCUUAUUGUCUCAUGCUGAUGAGUUGUCUUUACUAAAUGUUUACAUUGUGUUCCUCUCAAAGGCUCUUUUCAUACACGGUCCUCUAAGAAUAUUUACGGUGUUAUACAACACAGAAUCUUUUUGAAGAAGAGUUGCUAUGUAAUACGCACGGCCACGAGUGGACUCAGGAUCCUUGACAUUGAGGAUGAAGUAGAAUGGCUGUAUAGAAUGUACAUAUCCUUUAAAGAAUUUCCCAUUUCACAUUAUCAGCAGUGUAAAGAAGAAUAAGGAUGGGAAGUAUAAGAGUCUGGGUUUAUAUUGUGCUAUUAUGGUGUGCUGUUUGUGUUUCGAUGGAGGAGGAUGUCUUCAUUGAUCCCCAUGACAUGGUGAACCCUCGGAGAAAAAUCUUAAAGGAAGAAGGAGAGACACCAGAGGAAGAAAAAACUCUGAAGAUUAACCCAAAGUUACCAGAUAUACAACCAUCAAUCAGUGAGGACAACAUAUUGCUUCCUGAUAUUGAAGAUAUUAAAAAGCCAGCUGAUGUAAAGCAAGACACUCCAAAAGAAUGUCCAAACACUGAUAUAGGAAAGCAUCUGCUGAGGAGUUAUGUCAAAUCUUUGCUUGGACAUUUUGAGUUAAAGAGACCUUCCUCUGGAUCUCAAGAAUAUAACAUGCUCCUUCAACUCUCAGUUCAUGAUUUUGAAAUGCUGCAAAAGUUUGUCUCUGAAGAAAGCAAGGAUUUACACACCCUUCACGAAUCAGCUGCUAUCCUCACUGAUAUGAUAAGAAGUGUAUCAAGGUCACAUCUUGGAACUAUGGGAAAAAUAUCUAUUUGGUUCGAGGAUAAAUAUGGAGCAAGCAUUGAUGCAGCACUAAAGAUGGUUGCAGUGUUAUUAAUGGCCUCCGUCUUCGCUACUUUAGAAAUGAAGUUACAGAUGUCAUGGAGACAGAGGUUUAUGAAGCUGAUUGUGUUAUCAUUCAUUGUCAGCAUUCCUAUGACUUGGUUCGAGCUUUACAAGGCGGAACAGAUAAAGCAGGAGACGGUAGCAAUGAAGGAUGCCCCCACUGAAUGCAUUAAGAACAACGACUCAAUUAGCGAGAACUGGCUUAAUGCAGGUUUUCAGUUUAUAACCUCGUUGGUCACCUUAAAGGAGGAUAAGUGUCAAAAAUAUUAUGAACAUGUGAUGAUUGACCCAUUUCUGAAGGUCCCACCAACUAAGGCAGUUGGUGUGACAUUUGUUAGAUUUUUCCUGUCGCCACUGAAGGAUGUUGGAGCUUCAUUGAGUUCCUUUAUAAGAGAACUUUUAAUUGACCUCCCUCUGACAUUAUAUCCAGUAGCAAUGGCCAUGGUGACCGUAUUUUUAUUUUUGAUUCUAUUUAUGACAUUUGGCUACAGUCUCAGGCUGCCAUUUUUCCUCUCCAUUGAACCAUCACCUUACCAUGCUGUAACAGGUGGCUCCUCUAAUCAGCAAGCUAUUGAGGACAACACCAAGCGUUUGAUGGAACAGAUGCAAACAAUGCAAAAUGCCCUUGAAUCCAGAGAAGCACAGUUCACAGCUAGAAUGAAUGACUUUGAACGUCUUCAAAAAACAGCAAUAGAAUAUUCAGCAGCCAUCAAUGUUCCUGAUGCGCCCAUGCCCACAAUUCCAAAAGUGCCAGCAGUAUCUAGACAACGUACUACUACACCCAUCUCUCAAGAAUCAGGAGAUCUUGUACCCCUAACAGUAAAACCACAUGAUACAAAGUCUCCGAUUCCAUGUUCCGAAGCAGAAUUGGAAUCUUCCACUGAGGACUCGGAGCGUACCAUUAAUCUAUCCCAUGGUGGUCAGUCUCCAUCCAGGGGUAGAUCCAGCAGACUUCCUCUUAGCAAGAAGAACAAAACCGGUGAACAGUUACCAACUCAGAUUAGCUCUGCAAUAGACAGUUCCCAUACUCAUGUUAUCUCACCAGAAACUGUACUUUCCCAGGAAACGAGUUCGAGAUAGCACACUCCUCUUUGAAUUAUUUCUCCUUUAUUUAUCAAGUGGUACAUCUCAUUUACUUUUUCAUCAUCCAUUGCAUGAUUUUUGAACAAUAAAAUUGUUUUGUUUUUA